This is a messenger RNA of Nicrophorus vespilloides, 1799 nucleotides long. RefSeq names its product UDP-glucuronosyltransferase 2B15-like. The record is from RefSeq and is a predicted model, not a curated record. Lineage: Eukaryota; Metazoa; Arthropoda; Insecta; Coleoptera; Silphidae. Gene Ontology annotation, molecular function: UDP-glycosyltransferase activity. The coding region runs from base 31 to 1575 and encodes 514 amino acids. The transcript has 4 exons.
UUCGGUGUUCUUUAGUGGCGAGAGUUUGCGAUGGAACGACCAGCGAUUCUUGUUCUUGUUCUGGCUUCGCUGUUCUCGGCAGGAUGUUGCGCCAAUAUCUUGGGCAUCUUCGCCAUGCCUUCAUAUAGUCACUAUACUUUGGGUCACAGAUUGCUGGAGGAGUUGGCUGCAAGAGGGCAUCAGGUCACGAUGAUCGCUCCGUACAAGCAGGAUAAACCUAUACCUAAUUACAAGGAAAUCUACUUGGAGGGUUUGGCUGACAUAAUUGGAGAGCAAAAGACAGUCUUCUUCGACAUGGAAAACAUGUAUCCCGUCAACCAGGUGAUCCUUUGCUACAAACUGGGAUACACCUUUUGCGAUUUUGUGCUCAAGUACAAACCGGUGUUGGAUUUCAUCAAUUCCAAUGUUACGGUCGAUGUAGUUAUCAUGGACCAGUUUUUGAAUGAAGCCUUGGUCGGAAUUGCUCACCAAUUGAAGGCCCCCCUCAUCUAUUUCAGCACACUGGGAACGUCCAUUUGGAAUAAUCACUUGGUGGGAAAUCCGGCGCCGAUGUCGCACAUCCCGCACAAUUAUCUCGAUUACCAAGGAAAAAUGGAUCUAUCAGAGAGAAUGCAUAAUUUCUUCUUGAACAGCAUCGAGGAAAUCUAUCGUAGACUGAUUGCAUUCCCGUUCCACGAUAAACUUCUUCAUGAAACCUUCCCGGAUGCACCACCUCUCCACGAGUUACUCUACAAACGGGAUUCUUUCGUUUUAGUUAACUCGCAUAUAAGCGUUAACGAUCCUACACCUCACGUUCCCAAUAUGAUAGAAAUCGGAGGUUUCCAUCCGAAGGCCCGAGAGCUUUCCAAAGAUCUGCAAAAGUUCCUGGACGAGGCUCCUCACGGAGUAAUUUUCUUCGGAUUAGGUUCCAACCUCCGAUCAUCUUCAUUACCGAAAGAGAAACGCGAUGCCAUCCUUAAGGCUUUAAGCAAACUCAAGCAGAAAGUCCUUUGGAAGUGGGAGGACGAGACUCUCCCAGGUCAACCGCCGAAUGUAAAACUGGGAAAGUGGUUCCCUCAACAAUCAAUCUUAGCACAUCCCAACGUGAAAGGCUUCAUCUCCCACGGAGGACUCUUGAGCACCAUCGAAGCCGUCUACUUCGGCGUUCCCAUAAUCGGUAUUCCCAUUUACGCAGAUCAAAAGAUGAAUAUUAAUCUUGCGGUUAAUCGUGGAUACGCGGCUAUGGUUCCAUUCAAAGAGCUCACCGAGGAGAAGUUGACCUGGGCUCUGAACGAAAUCCUCAACAAAACGUGUUAUAGAGAGAACGUGAAGAAGCGUUCGUCCUUGAUGAACGACAGACCGAUGAAUCCACUACAGGAGGCCGUCUAUUGGGUGGAACACAUAAUAAGGCACAAAGGGGCAUCGCACUUCCGGAAUGGUGCUAUGGACCUGAAAUGGUACCAAUACGAAAUGGUGGACGUAGCAAUCCUCGUAGGAAGCGCCGUUAUACUCACCUUGAUCAUAAUCAUCGUGGCCAUUCGAAAGGCCCUCUCGCCGAAACACAAGAACCAGAAGAGCAAAAGGAAAACACAGUAAUUUAUUUAUCAUUAUUAUUAUUUUUUUUGUUCUUCAUCCAUUCUCCAUUUUUAUUUCGUUAAUCUCUUACAUUUCUCAACAUACGAUGAACAAUAAUAUUUAGAUACAUGUUUUUAUUAUUAUUUUUUUAUUAGUAAUUAUUACAUAUUUUUGUUGGUUUCUCGAUUCAAGUUUUGAUUAUAUACAACAUUGAACAAUGUUUCUCUUACAUAAUUAUAUAUUUA